CGCAACUUCAAGAAGGAUAAUCCAGCCUUUGCACGUCAUCCACCACUGCAAAAUGAGCUCCUUCCGCUUCGCUCGCUCCGCCCUCCGGGCUCGCCCUUCUUUCCUCGGUGCUCCCGUCCAGCGCCGUGGUUACGCUGAGGCCGUCGCCGACAAGAUCAAGCUGUCCCUGACUCUGCCUCACAAGACCAUCUACCGCUCGACUGGCGUUACCCAGGUCAACAUUCCCGCCGCCUCCGGUGAGAUGGGUGUCCUCGCCAACCACGUUCCCUCCAUCGAGCAGCUCAAGCCCGGUCUCGUCGAGAUCAUUGAGGAGAGCGGCGCCACCAAGCAGUACUUCCUGUCCGGUGGCUUUGCCGUUGUCCAGCCCGACUCCCAGCUCAGCAUCAACGCUGUCGAGGGUUUCGCCCUUGAGGAUUUCAGCGCCGAUUCUAUCCGCGCCCAGAUCGCCGAGUCCCAGAAGAUUGCCAGCGGCAGCGGCAGCGAGCAGGAUAUCGCCGAGGCCAAGAUUGAGCUUGAGGUUCUUGAGACCCUGCAGGCUCACGUCAAAUAGAUUUGAUGUACAUAACCAUUAUCGCCCCAACCAUGAACUUGUAGAAUUAUAGCAAUUCUCCGUUUCC
Penicillium coprophilum is the source of this 617-nucleotide messenger RNA. Its product is annotated as F1F0 ATP synthase subunit delta. The transcript is spliced from 6 exons. Gene Ontology annotation, biological process: proton motive force-driven ATP synthesis. Gene Ontology annotation, molecular function: proton-transporting ATP synthase activity, rotational mechanism. The coding region runs from base 53 to 550 and encodes 165 amino acids. The record is from RefSeq and is a predicted model, not a curated record. NCBI's taxonomy places the organism in Eukaryota, Fungi, Ascomycota, Eurotiomycetes, Eurotiales, Aspergillaceae.